Penicillium macrosclerotiorum is the source of this 435-nucleotide messenger RNA. Its product is annotated as PaaI family thioesterase. NCBI's taxonomy places the organism in Eukaryota, Fungi, Ascomycota, Eurotiomycetes, Eurotiales, Aspergillaceae. The transcript has a single exon. Gene Ontology annotation, molecular function: fatty acyl-CoA hydrolase activity. The record is from RefSeq and is a predicted model, not a curated record. Bases 1 to 435 code for a protein of 144 amino acids.
AUGAGUUCAGAACUUAAACAGGUCCAGAAGGUAUGGGAGCACACUCGCUCCAAAAGCCCGAUCUACGAGUUUCUUCUCAGCGAUGUGGAUGUUUAUGAUGCGGAAAAGGGCGUGAUGCGAGCCCGACUACAAGUUGGCCAUCGCCAGCUCAACUCCAAGGGCAGCCUGCAUGGUGCCUUCUCAGCCUGCGUGACGGACUGGGCUGGAGGACUCGCUAUUGCUUCGUGCGGAUUGGACUCGACCGGCGUCAGCACGGAUAUCCACGUGAAUUACUUGUCCACCGCGACACAUGGCGACUGGCUGGAGAUUGAAAGCCGUGCCCACAAGGUCGGCAAGUCCCUCGCCUUCACCACCGUCACUAUCUCGAAACAGACCGAGUCGGGCCUGUCCAUCGUCGCCCAGGGUUCUCAUACUAAAUACGUCCGGACACGAUGA